Messenger RNA from Zea mays, 1961 nucleotides. RefSeq lists its product as uncharacterized. Lineage: Eukaryota; Viridiplantae; Streptophyta; Magnoliopsida; Poales; Poaceae. The record is from RefSeq and is marked provisional.
CCUUUUCCCCUUUCUCCGUUCACCUUUCUCUCUUCCUUUUUCUUUCCCCUCCCUCUCCCUUUCUUUCCUCCUGGCGACGACUGGGCGAGUGCCGCCGAACUUCGCCAGGUCUUCACCGGCGACGAGCACCUACAAGGUGACACUAUUCCUUUUCUUCACUUGGUGUAUAAUCUCUCUUUGCUCCGAUCAAGCUUUUCAAACAUAAUAAGCAAAUAGUCUCUGCACGUGAUUGCCAAAAUUAGUCAAGACGGGUGCUCUUUGCUGCGUGGCCGCUAGGCCACAUGGGACAAAGUCUGACCCUGCUAGCAGAGAUCGUUCUAUGGAUCCUACUGAGCCUCGUUGGCGCAUAAAUUCGAGCUUUUCUCCUCCAACGUCAAGGAGGUGGGAUUGCCGCUAUUCAUCAGAUGGAUUGCCCCACAGAGUUCAUGAUGCUCCUCAUGAUCACCCGCCAUAUGUUUCAUCACUAUCAUCCCAUAGCAAAGGAAGCAGAAGUGCAUUUGGCAGUGAUCAGUACCUCAAUCAUCAUCAUUCUGCAUCUGAUGGAGCACUUUCUUACUUUGGGAGUCCAGCUGACAGCCUUCAGGCCCCACGCUGGACACCCUCUCUUCAAAGAUUUGAUCUCGGUGAAUUCUCUACCCCUGCAGGAGGAUCAAGACCAGAAACUUCUGAUUAUCCUCAGUCAAGUGAGAGGCCACUGACUGCCACAAGCAGUUUCAGUUCUGCAUCCCCAUUUUCGGAAUCAAGCCAACUAGCUUCGUCUAGUAAACAAGCGGCCCCAUAUCUACCUCGCAACCAUAUGGGCAGGCGGUCUUUCAUGUCUAAACCAGUGUACCCACUUGUCUUCCGGAACCCUGUGUCCGAAUCAGAAGCGUGCAGGAUGCUUGAGGUUAGUAAUGCCGGGCGAGCGACACCAAGUGAUGACAGCCAGGCUUCUCCUCUGUGGCGUCGCAGCUUGGCGAGCCCAGAGCUCAAGUUCCAUAACGCACUGAACGAACUUGGGAAGAUGGAGGUUUCACCUGAACGGAACACGAGCUCAAGAAGGGAAGGGUUCAGAUGGAGCAAUGCCAGCAGUUAUGAUUUUGGAUACGAUGGAGAUGCCAUUGACAUGUCAGAUCAUAUCAGUAUCGAGUCCCAGAGAUCACCCACAAGCUCAGUGAGGUUCCUGAAAUGUGGGCUCUGCGAGAGAUUCCUGUGCCAGAAAUCACCCUGGACCUCGAACCGGAUUGUUCGAAACGCCGAUAUGCCAGUAGCAGCGGUUCUUCAUUGCCGACAUGUCUUCCAUGCGGAUUGCUUGGAGGAGGGCACUCCCAAGACAGAAGUCCAUGAACCACCCUGUCCGCUGUGCACGGCACCCACUGACGACGAAGCACAUGUGUCAUUCUCGGAACCUCUGCAUGUUGCCCUCCGAUCUGCUCGCAGGAACCUUUCGCUGGGCAGUGGCGCUGGAGGGAGUAACAGCAGUGGCGCGAGGCCUCCUUGCAGUGACCGUGGCCUGAAGAGGAACCAUUCUGCUAUCGUGCCGAGACGCGGCGGCGGCGGCUCGUUGUUCCGCAACCGCUUCAAGAGGCAGUUCCCCUUCAAGGCUAGGAUCGGGAAGGAGCUCUUUGGCGGCAGGGUUUUCAGCAAGGUCGGGUCGUCUUCAGGUCAACAGGAUGACCAUCGACAGCAAGCGCCGAAGCGUGAUCGGCUCAUGAAGUAGCUAGAGAACUUAGUGGCACGGAGUAUAUGUUGUGUGCCCUCCUGAUAUUCUAUCCGUGCCAUCAGUUAUCAUGUCUAGUGUAACCUAUAACAGCAUGCGAAACUUGGCAUCCAUGCGCAGUAGUCGUCCAAGACGGGGGCUCUGUAUAUGGAGGCUGCCUGCAUUGCAUGUAGCACCCACCGUUGGCUAACUAUGAGGUGUAUUUUGGAUCCUUGCAGUAAGAAUCUCAGAAUCUAUGCCCUAUGAUUACUAUGUUCUGCUU